Molecule: messenger RNA, 453 nt
Organism: Dichomitus squalens LYAD-421 SS1
Lineage: Eukaryota; Fungi; Basidiomycota; Agaricomycetes; Polyporales; Polyporaceae
Exons: 6
Coding region: 1-453 (150 amino acids)
Source: RefSeq, a predicted model, not a curated record
AUGCCCUUCCUGGUGGAUCUUCUCCUUGCCAUUGCACUCACCUCCGUGCUGAGACUGAGUCGUUCUACCUCGAAACAAGCCAAGUCAAGAUCUGACUUCGUGGUGAUCUAUGUCGUGAACACGGUGUCGGCUUCCCCUACGACUUCGUCGGUGUACUUGCUCUUCAGCAUCAUCGCCACGCGCCUGUAUGCAAACACCAUGCCUGUACUCAAUUCCCGUGACACCGACAAAGGCCUCAUUAUUUUCGACAACACAUCCGGCCCCAGUGCCAUAGAGCGCGCGAACCGCCGAGCAAUCGCCCAGACGUGGAACAUUCCCCAGGUACCGGAGAGCGCCCCCGGGAGCAUCCAAAUUGGGAUAGCGACGGAAACAGAGGGAAGGAAGUUAGACUUCCAGGUGGCGACAACGGCAUCCAUACAAGGGGCGGAGAAGGAGGGCAGGUCGAUGCUUUGA